AUGACUUACUUCGCAUGGGAUUCGAUCACAGAAGCUUCACAUUUCCACGGUGCUUCAGCCACCGUUCUUGUCAUGUAUAAAACGAUCACGUACAUUAACUCUUGUGUCACCAUCGUUUCCCCAUUUUCGGUUUGGCUACGAAGAAAGGCGUUGGCUGACUGUUUACAACAAAUGACGACCUUGGAACACGUAUUUCACCAUUCCGUUGGAAUCAAAAGGAAUUUCAAAUCCAUGUAUAUUCGUCUAGCCAGUGUAGUUUUCCUCAUUGUUUCAGUAACCGGAUGUGUAACAAUAUACGACUUCACACAGGUGCCGAAAGAGAGCGUAUCUCUCAUGAACAUUUUCAGUGUCACAAUUUUGAUACAUUAUCCGUUGAUUGUCACACUUCUGCUGGACUUGAACUUCUGCGUCAGGGCAGGAUACCUUCGAAGGAAAUUUCGAGAUUUGAAUCGAAUUUUGCCAAGAUUGGCAGAAAACCUUUUCACGUCUUGUUGCAACAAGAAACGUAAAAUUAAAGGAGCAAAGAUGGUGCAUAAAAUUGAUAGAGCGGAAACCGCACACUCUACUAGGGACGUUUCAGACUUGUUGAGUGAAAUUCGGAAAGCUUACUCGGAACUCUGCAAGCUGACUCGAACGGUAAACUAUGCCUUUGGAAUACAAAAUCUAUUGUCCAUGGGAAUAUCCUUCGUCGUAGUUACUGGAAUGCUAUACACUAUUUGCCGUGCUCUGUCAUUGGGAGGUCUUACCUAUGCCACCGUCCGGAACAUAAUUUCGGCGACCCUUUGGAGUGGAAUAUACAUCCUCAAGAUUUUGGUGAUCAGUCAUAUUUGCUGGCGGACUGGCAAUGAGGCACGACGAACCGGGAAGUUGAUCUACGACCUUCUGGAAUCCAGAGUCGAUAAGAAUCUUCAAAAUGAGAUUGAAGCAUUCUCAGUACAGAUUAUUCAGCAUCCCAUAGAGUUCAAUGCUCAUGGAUUCUUCACUCUAGACUUCACCCUUGUUCAAAGUAUGAUUGCAUCCGUAUCAACGUAUCUGGUGAUCCUUCUGCAAUUGAGUCCUUCCAAUGGUCAAAUCUAA
Messenger RNA from Neodiprion fabricii, 1077 nucleotides. Its product is annotated as gustatory and pheromone receptor 32a-like. The transcript is spliced from 7 exons. Gene Ontology annotation, cellular component: membrane; axon; neuronal cell body. Gene Ontology annotation, biological process: sensory perception of taste. Bases 1 to 1077 code for a protein of 358 amino acids. NCBI's taxonomy places the organism in Eukaryota, Metazoa, Arthropoda, Insecta, Hymenoptera, Diprionidae. The record is from RefSeq and is a predicted model, not a curated record.